Heterobasidion irregulare TC 32-1 is the source of this 488-nucleotide messenger RNA. RefSeq lists its product as uncharacterized. The transcript has 5 exons. The record is from RefSeq and is a predicted model, not a curated record. Bases 25 to 447 code for a protein of 140 amino acids. Lineage: Eukaryota; Fungi; Basidiomycota; Agaricomycetes; Russulales; Bondarzewiaceae. Gene Ontology annotation, cellular component: cytoplasm; nucleus. Gene Ontology annotation, biological process: proteasome assembly.
GCUCCCUCCCACCACUUGACCCCCAUGGAUCCCUCAUACCGCAUCGUGCCCUCCAAGGCGCCCAAGACCGCCUCCGUGGCCGACACCGCCAACUCCUUCGGCCUCCACGACACCCUCCGCUUCGGCACACGCACUCUCGUCGCCGAGCUCCAGUCCCACAACUCGCUCCAGGGCCGCCUCGAAAACUGGGAAGAGACCCAGGACAAUCUCCAGCUAACCAUGCAGCGCGAGAUCUACGGCUUGCACCUACCCAUGCGCCAGCUAAUGGAGCGCAAGCUCGUAUCCGCCAACCCGCACAUGCCCUCCUUUCCCCAAUCCAACAUCCAUCUCGACAUCCUCAUGGGCCGCGACGAGACCAUCGACGUCGCCGACAUCUUUGGCGGAUUGGAAUCAGGUCCUCCCAUGGACAUCCACGCGGAGAUGGAGAAGAAGCUGCGCAUGCGGUGAACCAGAUGUAUGAGACCGUACUGUACGAUGUGCAGAUCCGU